Lonchura striata (white-rumped munia) is the source of this 1899-nucleotide messenger RNA. The record is from RefSeq and is a predicted model, not a curated record. NCBI's taxonomy places the organism in Eukaryota, Metazoa, Chordata, Aves, Passeriformes, Estrildidae.
GCGGCGGGACGCGGAGCAGCCCCGGAGGAUGGGGCGGGCGGCGGCAGGCGCCGGGCUGGGCACCGCGUCCCUCUGGGGCAGCCUCCUGCUCGCUGCCGGCCUUGCCCUCGACCCAGCACCGCCAAUCUGCAACUGCUCGGAGCCCAUGGACUACCAGGCUUUCCGGGAGGCUCCGCUCCCCGAGAGCUGCUGCCUCAACUUCACCAGCUCCAACAUCACCCACCUAGACUGGGGUGCACUGGUGGGGGUGCAGGGGCUGCGGGAGCUCUACCUCUCCCACUGCAGCAUCACGGCCAUCAGCAACGCACAGGGAGUCCCUCCUGCCUUGGAAAUCUUACACUUAAGUCACAACCUGCUGGAAAGUCUCCCUGGAAGCUUUCUAGAAAAUGCCCCUAAUUUGAGGGUUCUUUAUCUGGACAGCAAUCAGCUUCAGGAGCUACCCAGGUCCUUCCUGAAAGCAUCUUCCCAGGUCCAGGAGGUCUACCUGGGCUUCAAUGCUCUCACCUUUCUUCCUGCCAGCCUCCUGAAGCCAUCUCUGCUCCAGCUUCAGCUCUCCAACAACAGCUGGGACUGCAGCUGUGCUUUGCUAACCAACCUGGAGGGUUGGUCCAGCCAGGCUGCUGAGGUUAUCUGCCACACACCAGAGCACUACCACGGUGUGGGGCUCCGGAGCAUCCCCCGGGAUGAGCUGUGCCGCUCACACGGCCUCACCGCCCUCUUCAUCUGCCUGCCCCCUCUCCUCAUCCUCACCAGCAUCGCUUGGUGCUUCUGCCGGCAGAAGAAAAAGACCAACUACAGCCUUCAGGGCAGGUCCCAGAGCCACCGGGCCGUGGCAGAGAGGAGCGACGUGCCAGUGUCUGCAGAGCCCCACCACUAUAUCCCCUAUGAGCUGCCUGCUGCUCCCUCCAAGACUGAGAAGAAAGUGCUGCUGGGGAAGCAGGUUGUGCUCCAGCCCUUCGUGGAUCCACUGGAGAGUGGCAGAGACCUCUAUGAGGAGGUGGAGAUCCAGGUGGGAUCCCCCAGCAGUUCCCAGGUGCCAUCCCAUGAAGGGCAGCUGGGCACCCCAGCACCAAGGGCAGAGGAGCUGGGCAGUGAGCCAGAGGUGGACACUGUCAGUGUGAGUGAAGUCCUGAAGGACUCUGCUGACCGGGAGAAGAUCUACAUGAGUCACACAACCAGCUAUUACAACCUGGUACCCGGCAUCGAGCUGGAGGACUCGGACAACCUGGAGUACGAGACCAUCGACCUGCACUGAUGCCAGGGGCUGGGCAGGAGUGAAAGCCACCAGAGCAAGGGAGGCAUGAGUUGUCCUGCCGUGGCUGACAGUGGCUGUUUGCAAAGCUGCACCCCCAAAUACCCAUCCCUUCCCCUGUGCUAUCGUGUGAAUCCCUCGCUUGCCAUGUGCUGCAGCUGGGCAAGGCUGCAAGGGUGCUUCAGGCUCUGGAGACCCUACCACAGGCUGGUGGUGCCUGAGGAAGGACAUGCAGGGAAGGUGGGGGCUGGUUUUGGGGAUCAAGUGAUGAUGCUGUGAGUGCCAGACCCACUGACCAGAGCUUCUUCUCUUGUUGGAGCCAGACGGUGUCUGGCACAGACGUGCUGCUCUCCAGCCUGCACAGAACACGGUCUGGAGACAUGAAACAGGGCUGGUCCUGCCUGUGUGGUGUGCAGGGGGUGUCACGUUUGGAUGGGGUGCCCUGGGCUUGUCAGGGGAAGCCUGUGGUGGCUCUGCCUGCUGCCCACCCCACACUGGCACAUGUGCUGCUUCAUGGCACGUGUGUGUGCACACUUGUGGGAGUGGGUGUGUGAAGUGCACACACAAACAGAGCGGCAUCAGGCCCCUUGCAGACAGCCCUGUAGGAUCCAGCUCUCAGUAAGAAAUAUAUCAUUUUACUCCUGGCA